This is a messenger RNA of Condylura cristata (star-nosed mole), 510 nucleotides long. RefSeq names its product programmed cell death 5 (gene PDCD5). The transcript is spliced from 6 exons. The record is from RefSeq and is a predicted model, not a curated record. NCBI's taxonomy places the organism in Eukaryota, Metazoa, Chordata, Mammalia, Eulipotyphla, Talpidae. Gene Ontology annotation, cellular component: cytosol; nucleus. Gene Ontology annotation, molecular function: DNA binding. Bases 1 to 369 code for a protein of 122 amino acids.
AUGGCGGAGGAGGAGCUGGAGGCGCUGCGGAAGCAGAGGCUGAAAUUGCCAUUUCAGGACCCUGGAGAUGCAGCCCAACAGGAAGCAAAGCACAGGGAAGCAGAAAUGAGAAACAGUAUCUUGGCCCAAGUUCUGGACCAGUCAGCGCGGGCACGGUUGAGUAAUUUAGCACUUGUAAAGCCUGAAAAAACUAAAGCUGUAGAAAACUACCUUAUACAGCGGGCAAGAUACGGGCAACUGAGUGGAAAGGUAUCAGAACAAGGUUUAAUAGAAAUCCUCGAAAAAGUAAGCCAACAGACAGAAAAGAAGACAACAGUUAAGUUCAACAGAAGAAAAGUAAUGGACUCUGAUGAAGAUGACGAUUACUGAAUUUAUAAUGUUUAGAGACUGGAACUUAAUGGAACAAUUCUAGGACAGAUAACUGCUUGGCAGAAGUUGAGACCUGACUGAAUGUUCACUUUGUUUACUGUCUAUAUGCCUUUAAAAAAAUAAAACUUGUUACUCAGAACA